Penicillium salamii is the source of this 780-nucleotide messenger RNA. NCBI's taxonomy places the organism in Eukaryota, Fungi, Ascomycota, Eurotiomycetes, Eurotiales, Aspergillaceae. The record is from the annotation of a GenBank genome assembly.
AUGGCAGAGACAAAGCGGCCAGUGGGGCUGCUAUUUGACAUCGGGGGAGUUUGUGUUGUUUCCCCAUUCCAGGCAAUUCUCGACUAUGAGAUUGCCCAGAACAUACCUCCAGGCUGGGUCAACUUCAGCAUCUCGCGAACGUCGCCGAACGGUAGCUGGCACAAGCUCGAACGAGGCGAUAUAGAAAUGAAUGAAGAAUUCUUUGCGGGAUUCAAUGCAGACCUUCGCAACCCCGAUCUUUGGAGGCAAUUCCACGAACAACUUCAAAAGAAACAAGGGACAAGUGGGGUGGCUAUUCCUCCACUACCAUCGGUGGAUGCUGAAUGGCUAUUCUGGGAGAUGAUGCGGAUAUCGCGCACGCCAGACCGAUACAUGUUCCCGGCUCUCAAGAAGUUGAGAGAGUCAGGACAAUUCCUCAUGGGUGCACUGUCCAACACCGUGAUCUUCCCUGAUGGACACGAAUACAAUAAUACGAGCGAUGUGAAGAAGCAAUUCGAUUUUUUCAUUUCCUCGGCGCAUACAGGCCUUCGAAAACCCGACUCGAAGAUCUACCAGGUGGCAUUGCAGGAGAUGGAUAGUCUGGCUAAGCAACGUGGACUGCCCGGCACCAACCCCAACGAUAUUGUAUUCUUCGACGACAUCGGCGAAAACCUCAAGGGGGCAAAAAAUGCCGGGAUGCGUACCGUUAAAGUCACACUUGGAAAGACCGAGGAUGCAGUGAGAGAGUUGGAGAAGCUCACUGGCUUAUCGUUGCUAGAUGAUGCAAAGGCUCGAUUGUGA